This is a messenger RNA of Brassicogethes aeneus, 3682 nucleotides long. The record is from the annotation of a GenBank genome assembly. Lineage: Eukaryota; Metazoa; Arthropoda; Insecta; Coleoptera; Nitidulidae.
UGCAGUUAAAAAGUUUUAUUGAAGUUCAUCGUCGUCGAAGUUUAGUUUAAUAUUCCUCGGCACCUUCUCCUUCUUGGUCUCCGGAGUCCAUUCCAACUUCCUCGUAAUCCUUCUCGAGAGCGGCCAAAUCCUCACGCGCCUCCGAAAACUCACCCUCCUCCAUACCCUCACCCACAUACCAAUGCACAAAGGCGCGCUUGGCGUACAUCAGGUCGAACUUGUGGUCCAAACGGGCCCAAGCCUCCGCGAUGGCGGUGGUGUUGGACAACAUGCACACGGCACGUUGCACUUUAGCCAAAUCGCCUCCAGGCACCACGGUGGGUGGCUGAUAGUUGAUGCCGACUUUGAACCCUGUGGGACACCAGUCCACGAACUGAAUGGUGCGCUUGGUUUUUAUGGUGGCGAUUGCGGCGUUGACAUCCUUUGGCACGACGUCGCCUCUGUACAGCAUACAGCAAGCCAUGUAUUUGCCGUGACGGGGGUCGCAUUUCACCAUUUGAUUGGCGGGUUCAAAACAGGCGUUGGUUAUUUCGGCAACGGAUAGUUGUUCGUGGUAAGCUUUCUCGGCGGAGAUUACUGGGGCGUAGGUUACGAGAGGGAAAUGGAUGCGGGGGUACGGUACCAAGUUGGUUUGGAAUUCGGUUAAGUCGACGUUUAAAGCACCAUCAAAUCUUAGAGAUGCGGUUAUGGAGGAAACAAUCUGCCCGAUAAGCCUGUUUAAGUUGGUGUAGGUUGGGCGUUCGAUGUCCAAGUUACGUCGGCAGAUGUCGUAUAUGGCCUCAUUAUCGACCAUAAAGGCGCAGUCGGAGUGUUCUAAGGUGGUGUGAGUGGUCAAGAUGGAGUUGUAAGGUUCCACCACAGCGGUGGAAACCUGUGGGGCGGGGUAGAUAGCAAACUCCAACUUCGACUUCUUACCGUAAUCCACGGACAACCUCUCCAUCAACAAGGAUGUAAAUCCAGACCCGGUACCACCACCGAAUGAGUGGAAGAUUAGGAAACCUUGCAGCCCAGUACACUGAUCGGCCAACUUACGAAUCCUAUCCAACACUAAAUCCACAAUUUCCUUUCCGAUGGUAUAAUGACCGCGCGCGUAGUUAUUAGCCGCAUCUUCCUUCCCAGUAAUCAACUGUUCGGGAUGGAACAGCUGUCUGUAGGUUCCGGUACGUACUUCAUCUACAACAGUCGGUUCCAGGUCCACAAAAACGGCUCUCGGUACGUGCUUGCCAGCUCCUGUCUCGCUGAAGAAAGUGUUGAAGCUGUCGUCACCGCCUCCGACCGUUUUGUCGGAUGGCAUUUGACCGUCGGGUUGGAUGCCGUGUUCCAGACAGUACAACUCCCAACAGGCGUUGCCGAUUUGUACACCGGCUUGGCCGACAUGAACCGAGAUACAUUCGCGCUGGAAAACAAGAAUAUUUUUGUCCAUGCGCGCUAGUUAAUGGAAAAUCAAUUCGUGCGCGAUGGCAGGUAAACACAACAAUGAAAUCGAUAUUAAAAAAUGGCGCUGGAUUUCGCCGCUACAUACAAGAUCCUCGUCCUGGGCGACUCUAACGUGGGCAAAACGUGCAUAGUCCAUCGUUUUUGCGACGAGCGUUACUACGACACCUACAUAUCCACCAUCGGCAUAGACUUCAAGCAGAAGAUCGUCAACUUGGACGGUGUCCCGAUAAAACUCCAAAUAUGGGACACAGCUGGCCAAGAAAGAUUCAGGACCCUCACGACGGCAUAUUACAGGGGGGCGAUGGGCAUAAUACUUUUGUACGAUGUCACCAAUUUAGAGUCGUUUAAUCAUCUUACUUAUUGGUUGCAAAAUAUCGAGGAGAACGCAUCCCCACAUGUUAUAACACUAUUGGCAGGAAAUAAAAGCGAUUCUAAUGACCGUGUUGUCGAUACUGAUAGCGGCAAAAAGAUUGCAGAACAUUUCGAUUUGCCAUUUUUCGAAGUUUCCUGCAAAGACAACGUAAACAUAGAAUCUUCUUUUAUGGAAUUGGCCCGAAAAAUUAGAGAAAAACGCGAACAAAAAGGAUACUCAUUGUUAGAUACCAACGAAAAGAUCAAUGUUUUAAACCAAAAAAAUGAGCUUUCCGAACGCGCCUGUUCGGCAUGUUAAAUUUUAAGACUGUUUUAUAUUUGUUACUUAUAAGUUGAAACAAUAUAUAAUUUUAAUAUUGGCUCAAAAUUGCUAUCAACUCAACUGUAGUCCUUGUAUAUUUAGUUUAAUGCAUGGAGCAUUAAGAACUGUCAAAACCAAAAAACUCCAAAAAUAUAUACAGGGACUCAACUGUGACAUAUUCUUGAAAUUUUUGUGAUAACGCGCUACAACAAAGAUAAUACCUCCCUGGAGGGUAUUAUCUUUGAAUACAAAGACUAAAAUUUUGUUGCAUAUUAAAUACAAAACAUUUUGACUGAAUUAUAAAAUGCAGGGAUAAAAAGUUGAAGAUUUAUAACUGUCUAUGAGCUUGUAUAACAAUUAAAAAAAGAUUCAAUAAACUUGAAUGCUUGAUUCAUAUUUCAAAAUGUUUUUAGAUUUUUUUUAAGUCCAUAUUUGCUUCUUUUUAAGACUGAUAAUGUUUAAAGCAAAGCUAAUGUUAAUAGUUAGACUAGAAUAUAAAAUGUGCACACGUCAUUAAUUUUUUAGCACUUAGUCUUAGCAUAAUAACAAAAAAUUAAUCCAAGGUGCUUUAGAAUUUGUGAGUAUCACUGCAGCAUAUUUUAACAAAAAAAUGUUGUACCCUUUGCUGUUUCUAAAUUUUAAAGUUAUGCAUUUAUUCCAAAACUGUAAUAUUUGGAAAUAUAAAAUUAUUAAGAUGUAUCACAUCAGAUUAUGUAACAAGUUUAAACUUGAUAAAUGGCAUUUUAGUCACGAGUUUUAAUUAGUCACGAGCGAUUGUGUCCGGAGUCGUUUAUAAAACGAGUUGCAUACUAUACUUUAUCUGUGACUAACAAAAAACAGAAUUUUAUUUGUUAAAAAUUUGACAUAUGUCAACUGUCACCCGGAUAAAACCUCACUUUUUUCCAAUUUAUAAUAAAGCUAACUUCAGCCCGUGACUAAAAAGCCCACUGUUGCCAAAUUUAUUAAGUUACUAAAAAGUCAUGUCACAGCUCGUCAAUGUAGGAGUAGAUAAAGUAUAUUUUAUAAUACAUAUCUUUAAUAUUACACUACAGAAUUUAUUGUUAAGGAUAAUUGUCCAACUUCAAAAAAAAAUAAUGAGAAAUGUUGAAAAAAUUAAAAUGCUCCUACUAAAUAUGCAUAUUUCCAAACAAUACAGGUUGUAAAUUAUAUACUAUAAUUUAAUAUUGGCAAUCAAGUUUUGAAAUAAUAAUAAAAACUGUAAUUUUUGAUCUGAAAAAUUUAAUUACUAGAAUAAUAUAAUUUAACACAUUUAUUUAUAAUUUUUUGGAGCAAAAAUUACAAUUUUUAUAUAAAUUAUUAUGCCAUCAUAUACCGCACAGAUAAUAUGUUAAAUUUGAUUCUGAAAAUAUUUUAUAAUAAUUAUAUGGUUAAAUAGGAAAAUAUUAUUUUAAAUUUCGGGAUUAUAAAUGCAGCAUUUUUGUCUAUUUGCUGGGACCAUGUUAAAUUGCAAAAUUAGCAUACAAAAUUGUGAUACAAUACUUGUAAUUACAUGUUAUAUAAAUUAGCAAAAUUUAAAUAAACAAAUUCACUUUAAUUUGUAUUAUUUAUUAA